Messenger RNA from Lichtheimia ornata, 2631 nucleotides. RefSeq names its product calcium/proton exchanger. The transcript is spliced from 8 exons. Gene Ontology annotation, molecular function: calcium:proton antiporter activity. NCBI's taxonomy places the organism in Eukaryota, Fungi, Mucoromycota, Mucoromycetes, Mucorales, Lichtheimiaceae. The record is from RefSeq and is a predicted model, not a curated record. Gene Ontology annotation, biological process: intracellular calcium ion homeostasis; calcium ion transmembrane transport. Gene Ontology annotation, cellular component: endomembrane system; membrane. Bases 1 to 2631 code for a protein of 876 amino acids.
AUGGAUCCAUCCGAUACAAGGCCAAACCUGUCAACUCACAGGUCAUCGAGCAGUAGACUACGUUCUCAUUCAGAUUCAUCAGGUUCAGAAGACCAAAACGGUAGUCGAUAUGGUGCUGUCGAGCCAUCGUCACCUACGCGUCGGAGACCAUCCGUCAAACGACGUUCAACUUUACGUCGUAACCAACAGCGUCGACGCCCCUCACAUGCAAGCUAUCGUGGAAUGGAUGAUGCUGAAGCACAAGACGACACAUCACUUGCUGAAGAGGACGAUGACGAUGAUCGUCCUCAUCACGACCAUGUAUCAUUUGCUAGUGCCGAACAUGAAAUCACACUCAAAGAUAAGCAAGAGGCCAUGAAUCGAGAGCAUCCUUUUGGUAUGCCUAUCUGGAAACCGGCAUUGUAUCGUAAAUCCCGCUCGGUUGUACGAAAGGCAAACCUAGCACUUCAUUCAUACCCUUCGUCAUCUCCACGAUUGUAUUUGCACCCUGGCAAUAUCCUUUGGACACUUGUAUUUGGUUGGUGGCUAGCAUUAGUAAUGGGCGUUAUUGCAUUGCUGGUAUGGAUCAUACCACCCGAUGGACGCAAAUACAGUGCUGUCACUGGAGGUUUGGCCAUGUAUUUGCUUUGGCCAUUUGGUCGUUACGUGGAGCGCAUUGUCCCUGAAGAAGACGCUGAAGCCGAACCACUUAUUUCAACUACAGCAGCUCAUUAUCGCAAACAGACAUGGAAGGAGUUACUCGUCCACGUAGCCAAAAGUGGUCUUAGUGGAUGGGUUUACUAUCUUUUUUACCUUACAAUCAUUGGUCCUUUGCUCUUUAUUGUAUCGACCAUUUGUUGGAUGUGUGUUAUCACAAUCCCCAUGUCCAAGCUCAACUACAAACUCUUACGCCAUCUCGGUCGACAUCCACUCAGCAUUCGUUUCCAUGCAAGUCCAAGUGCUGCCUCUUCACGCACACAGCCUACAGUGAUCUUGCUUUGUACAUACCAAGCAAUCGGCUUCCAAUACUACAAGUAUACUUACGAAGGAAUCAACAUUAUCUUUAUCAAUCUGCUCUCGCUCGUAUUCUUUGUCAUUUUCGAUGAAUACGUUAUCCGUCAUCAUUGGCCCGAUGCCUGGAUCGCAUCUCCAUUAGCCGUAUUUUCACUUUCACUCGGAUCGGUCAUUCCCCUUUCAUACUUUAUUGGUAUGGCUGUGAGCAGUGUUUCGGCACAAACAUCAAUGGCUGUUGGCUCGGUGAUCAAUGCUACUUUUGGCAGUAUCAUUGAAAUCAUCUUGUAUGGCAUUGCACUUAUGGGUGGUAAGAGCGCGUUGGUGGAAGGAUCCUUGAUUGGAAGUAUUCUCGUGGGUGUGUUGCUAUUACCUGGCUUGGCUAUGAUCGCUGGUGGAUUCAAGCGCAAGGAACAACGGUUCAAUGCCAAGAGUGCAGGUGUCACAUCAACUAUGCUCAUCAUGGCCAUUAUUGGCGCAUUGUCGCCCACUCUUUUUUAUCAAAUGUUUGGCACGUUUGAGCUUCGAUGUAAUGCUUGUCCUGGAGACGUUGUCGAUGACUCAUGCUCCCAAUGUCAUUAUGAGCAAAUGGAUCCUGCCGCUGAUCCCGUGUAUCAAAAUAAGGUCAAGCCUUUUAUGUGGAUUUGUGCUGCCAUCUUGCCCUCGGCCUACUUUAUUGGUCUCAUCUUUAGUUUGCAUACGCAUGUAGACAUGGUGUGGAAGAGCUCAUCGCAAGAAAACUCGGCUUCACGUCAACAGCAACAACAGCAGCAACAAUCGUUCCUUGCAUACUACCAACGACUGCUUCAAAAUUACAUCACCUCACAACCUCCACCACCAGCAAACAAUGAGCACCAAAACGAACAUCACAAUGCCGCUGAUCCAGCAUACAAGCGCCACGCACGUAGUGAUCCCAGCAUGGUUACCACAGCAGAACAUCCUCCGCAGAAUGGCAACAGUGAUCCCAACAAUGGCAACGUUGGUACACUACCACCACCCCUUCCCAACUUUAUACAAGCAGGCGAUGAUGAAGAUGAGGAAGAAGAGGAAGCAGCUGGUCACGAUGCACCUGAAUGGGGCACAGCCAAGAGUUUCACAGUGCUUUUUGCAUGUACGCUCUUGUACUCUAUCAUUGCUGAAAUUUUGGUGGAUACUGUCGAUGUUAUUAUGGCUGACAUGGCCAUUGAUGAGAAGUUCCUUGGUCUCACGCUCUUUGCUUUGGUACCCAACAUUACCGAGUUCACGAACGCUAUUGGUUUUGCUCUCCACAAUAAUAUUGUAUUAAGUAUGGAAAUUGGAUCGGCUUAUGCACUUCAAGUAUGCUUGUUGCAGAUUCCUGCCAUGGUGCUAUUCUCGUGGUGGUUCAAUCAUGGCAGCAAAGAGGAAUUGGCCAAAUUCACGUUCACGCUUAUCUUCCCUCACUGGGAUGUAGUGGCUGUCAUCAUGGCCGUCUUCUUGUUGACUUACACAUACCAAGAGGGAAAGUCCAAUUACUUUAAGGGUUCCAUCCUCACCUUCAGCUACCUUGUACUUAUAGCUGGUUUCUUUUUCGUUCCAUCUGCAAGCAACCGUACCGUUGAACAUGACGAUGGGCUUAUGAGCAAGUUCAAUCCAUUGAGCCUCUUGACCCGAUCCACAUAG